UAUGUGACUUUCCACUAUUGAUAAUAAUUUCCAGGCCUGACCUCCUUUUUCUGAGUGAUGUCCAAGGAAGGAAUAACACUGGAGAAUUUAGUAAGGAACCUGAAGAAAAUAAAUAACCUUGUACCUCCUCAACAGAGAGAUGGAGACCUUCCAACAUCAAGGAAGCGAAGGCAGGCUGGGGAGAAGAUCAUGUUCACUCUGGUCUCUGUCCCACAUGGAAACGACAUUGCCACCCUUUUUGAGCUGGAUGCCACCACUCUUCAGAGAGCUGACUGCCUGGUACCAAGGAACUCCUAUGUUCGGUUAAGGCAUUUAUGCACCAACACGUGGGUAACCAGCACUAGCAUUCCUAUAGACACAGAUGAAGAGAGGCCUGUUAUGUUAAAGAUUGGAACCUGCCAAACUAAAGAAGACAAGGAAGCAUUUGCCAUUGUGUCUGUCCCACUGUCUGAGGUCCGAGACUUAGACUUCGCCAACGAUGCAAACAAAGUGCUAGCGACCACAGUUAAAAAGCUGGAAAAUGGCUCGAUAACUCAGAAUGAAAGGAGGUUUGUAACAAAAUUGUUGGAAGACCUCAUCUUCUUUGUUGCUGAUGUGCCUAAUAAUGGUCAAGAGGUUCUGGAUGUGGUUGUCACCAGGCCCAACAGGGAGCGCCAGAAACUAAUGAGGGAACAGAACAUAUUGGCACAGGUAUUUGGCAUUCUGAAAGCACCCUUCAAGGAGAAAGCUGGAGAAGGCUCAAUGCUGAGGCUCGAAGACCUGGGGGACCAGCGCUAUGCACCCUAUAAGUACAUGCUGCGGCUGUGCUACCGUGUCCUGCGGCACUCUCAGCAGGACUACCGCAAAAACCAGGAGUACAUCGCUAAGAAUUUCUGUAUUAUGCAGUCCCAGAUUGGGUAUGAUAUCUUGGCAGAAGACACCAUCACAGCUUUGUUGCACAAUAACAGAAAACUCCUAGAGAAACACAUCACAGCAAAGGAAAUAGAGACGUUUGUCAGCCUGCUCAGGAGAAAUCGGGAGCCAAGGUUUUUGGAUUAUUUGUCAGAUCUGUGCGUGUCUAACACCACUGCUAUCCCAGUCACACAAGAACUCAUCUGUAAAUUUAUGUUGAGUCCUGGCAAUGCUGACAUUCUCAUUCAAACCAAGCUGGUCUCAAUGCAAGUGGACAACCCCAUGGAGAGUGUCAUCCUUUCUGAUGACAUUGACGAUGAGGAAGUUUGGCUCUACUGGAUUGACAGCAACAAGGAACCUCACGGCAAAGCCAUCAGGCACCUAGCUCAGGAAGCAAAGGAAGGCACCAAAGCUGACUUAGAAGUUCUUACCUAUUACAGGUACCAGCUAAACCUCUUUGCAAGAAUGUGCUUGGAUCGGCAGUAUCUGGCCAUCAACCAGAUUUCUACCCAGCUGUCUGUGGAUCUGAUCCUGCGGUGUGUGUCUGACGAGAGCCUGCCCUUUGACCUCAGGGCGUCCUUUUGUCGCCUUAUGCUCCACAUGCAUGUUGACCGUGAUCCCCAGGAGUCGGUGGUUCCUGUUCGCUAUGCUCGGCUCUGGACGGAAAUCCCCACAAAGAUCACCAUUCAUGAAUACGAUUCUAUCACAGACUCUUCCCGAAAUGAUAUGAAGAGGAAGUUUGCACUGACGAUGGAAUUCGUUGAGGAGUACUUGAAAGAAGUUGUCAAUCAGCCCUUUCCUUUUGGGGACAAAGAAAAAAAUAAACUCACAUUUGAGGUGGUUCACCUGGCUCGGAAUCUUAUUUACUUUGGAUUUUACAGUUUCAGUGAGUUAUUAAGGCUGACAAGAACUCUUCUGGCCAUCCUAGAUAUUGUCCAGGUCCCCAUGUCAUCAUAUUUUGAGAGAUUAAGCAAAUUUCAGGAAGGAGGAAACAACGUCAUGAGGACCAUCCAUGGGGUGGGGGAGAUGAUGACGCAGAUGGUGCUGAGCAGAGGCUCUGUCUUCCCCGUGAGUGUGCCUGAUGCGCAGCCCAGCAUCCACCCCAGCAAGACCGCCAGCCCCACCGAGCACGAAGACGUGACCGUGAUGGACACCAAACUGAAGAUCAUCGAGAUUCUGCAGUUCAUCCUGAGUGUCAGACUGGACUAUAGGAUCUCGUAUAUGUUGUCGAUAUACAAGAAGGAGUUUGGAGAGGAUAGUGCUGACACAUCUGUCAACGGCUCUCCAGAUUCUUUGCUACCAUCAGCCAUUGUUCCUGACAUAGAUGAAAUCGCAGCUCAAGCAGAAACCAUGUUUGCGGGAAGAAAGGAAAAAAACCCAGUCCAGCUGGAUGAUGAAGGAGGCAGGACCUUCCUGCGAGUCCUCAUUCACUUAAUCAUGCAUGACUACGCCCCUCUGCUGUCGGGAGCCCUGCAGCUCCUGUUCAAACACUUCAGUCAGAGAGCCGAGGUUUUACAAGCAUUUAAACAGGUGCAGUUACUGGUGUCCAAUCAAGACGUAGACAAUUACAAGCAAAUCAAGGCGGAUCUAGACCAGCUCCGACUAACUGUCGAAAAAUCCGAGUUGUGGGUGGAGAAAAGCAGCAGCUAUGAGAAUGGAGAGAUGGGUGAAAGCCAGGUGAAAGGUGGUGAUGAGCCAAGUGAGGAAUCAAACAUGUUAAGUCCAGUGCAAGAUGGAGCAAAGACACCACAGAUUGACAGCAAUAAAAGCAAUAACUACCGGAUUGUAAAGGAGAUUUUGAUUAGGCUAAGUAAACUCUGUGUGCAGAAUAAAAAGUGUCGGAACCAACAUCAGCGCCUGCUGAAGAACAUGGGGGCUCAUUCGGUGGUUCUGGAUCUUCUGCAGAUACCCUACGAGAAGAAUGAUGAGAAAAUGAAUGAAGUGAUGAAUCUAGCCCACACGUUCCUGCAGAAUUUCUGUCGGGGAAAUCCACAGAAUCAAGUUCUUCUUCAUAAACAUCUGAAUUUGUUUUUAACUCCUGGUCUCCUUGAGGCAGAGACCAUGCGGCAUAUCUUCAUGAACAACUUCCACCUGUGCAAUGAGAUCAGCGACAGGGUUGUGCAGCACUUCGUGCACUGCAUCGAGACACAUGGCCGCCACGUGCAGUACCUGCGGUUUUUGCAAACAAUCGUAAAAGCAGAUGGCAAAUACGUCAAGAAAUGCCAGGAUAUGGUCAUGACAGAGGUUUGCAACACUACUACAGACAGGAAACACGCAGACAUCUUCCUGGAGAAGUGUGUCACUGAGUCAGUCAUGAACAUUGUGAGCGGCUUCUUCAACUCACCCUUUUCAGACAACAGUACCAGUCUCCAGACACAUCAGCCAGUUUUCAUCCAGCUGCUGCAGUCUGCCUUCAGAAUUUACAACUGCACCUGGCCGAACCCCGCACAGAAGGCCUCAGUGGAGUCUUGUAUCAGAACCUUGGCAGAAGUGGCAAAAAAUCGUGGAAUUGCCAUUCCAGUGGAUUUGGAUAGCCAAGUCAAUACCCUUUUCAUGAAGAGCCAUUCGAAUAUGGUGCAGAGGGCUGCCAUGGGUUGGAGACUCUCGGCUCGCUCUGGACCUCGAUUUAAGGAAGCUCUUGGAGGGCCUGCUUGGGAUUAUAGAAAUAUUAUUGAAAAGUUACAGGAUGUCGUGGCCUCUUUGGAGCAGCAGUUCAGCCCGAUGAUGCAAGCUGAGUUCUCAGUGCUGGUUGAUGUAUUGUACAGUCCGGAACUGCUGUUCCCCGAGGGAAGCGACGCGAGAAUAAGAUGUGGUGCUUUCAUGUCCAAGUUGAUUAAUCAUACAAAGAAACUAAUGGAGAAAGAAGAAAAACUGUGCAUUAAAAUUCUUCAGACCUUACGAGAAAUGCUAGAGAAGAAAGACAGCUUUGUGGAAGAGGGUAGCACAUUGCGAAAAAUACUCCUGAAUCGAUACUUUAAAGGUGAUUAUGCUGGUGUGAGUGGCCACCUGUCAGGAACGUACUCCAAAUCUGCACAAGUGGGAGGAAGCUUUUCUGGACAGGAGACGGAUAAGCUGGGGAUUUCAAUGUCUGACAUUCAGUGUCUGCUGGACAAGGAAGGCGCGUCAGAGCUCGUCAUCGAUGUUAUAGUGAACACCAAAAACGACCGGAUUUUUUCAGAAAGCAUUCUCCUUGGCAUUGCCUUGCUGGAAGGAGGAAACACACAAACACAGUAUUCUUUCUAUCAGCAGUUACAUGCAAAAAAGUCAGAAAAAUUCUUCAAAGUUCUCUAUGAUCGAAUGAAGGCUGCUCAGAAAGAGAUACGGUCAACGGUGACAGUUAACACUGUAGAUUUAGGGAGCAGAAAAAGAGACGAGGACAGCGAACUCAUGACAUCUGCACCACGAAUGAGAGCAAGAGAUUGUCCACUACAUUUAAAAGAGGGAAUGAAGGGGCAGCUGACAGAAGCUACCUCGGCAACAUCCAAAGCGUACUGUGUGUACAGAAGAGAGAUGGAUCCCGAAGUCGACCUCGUGUGUGCAGGACCAGAAGUGGGCAGUGCGGAGGAACGCACUGCGGAGGAAGUGACCGUGAGUCCUACCAUCUCCAUCAUGCAGCCCAUCCUGAGGUUUCUCCAGCUACUGUGUGAGAACCAUAACCGGGAGCUGCAGAACUUCUUAAGGAGUCAAAACAACAAAACAAAUUACAACCUUGUGUGUGAGACCCUUCAGUUUCUGGACUGCAUCUGUGGGAGUACAACAGGCGGCCUGGGCCUGCUGGGGCUGUACAUCAAUGAGAAGAAUGUGGCGUUGGUCAUCCAGACCCUGGAGAGCUUGACUGAGUACUGCCAGGGCCCGUGCCAUGAAAAUCAGAGCUGUAUUGCUACUCAUGAAUCUAAUGGGAUUGAUAUCAUCAUUGCUUUGAUUCUAAAUGACAUAAACCCUCUUGGUAAAUACCGAAUGGACCUCGUUCUCCAGCUAAAGAACAAUGCCUCCAAGCUGUUGCUAGCCAUCAUGGAAAGCAGACAUGACAGCGAGAAUGCAGAGAGGAUUCUUUUCAACAUGAGACCCAGGGAACUGGUGGACGUGAUGAAGAAUGCCUACAACCAAGGCUUAGAAUGUGACCAUGGAGAGGAGGAGGGUGGAGAUGAUGGUGUCUCUCCGAAGGACGUUGGACAUAACAUCUACAUUCUGGCCCACCAGCUGGCCCGCCACAAUAAGCUGCUGCAGCAGAUUCUUAAACCAGGGUUAGAUCCAGACGAAGGUGACGAAGCCUUAAAAUAUUACGCCAACCACACCGCACAGAUUGAGAUUGUCCGGCAUGACAGGACUAUGGAGCAAAUCGUCUUUCCAGUCCCCAACAUCUGUGAAUUCCUCACUCGAGAGUCCAAGUGCCGUGUGUUCAACACAACGGAGAGGGAUGAACAAGGGAGCAAAGUGAAUGACUUUUUCCAGCAGACAGAAGAUCUCUACAAUGAAAUGAAGUGGCAAAAGAAGAUCAGAAGCAACCCGGCCCUGUUCUGGUUCUCAAGGCACAUCUCACUCUGGGGCAGCGUUUCCUUCAACCUGGCCGUGUUCAUCAACCUAGCCGUUGCUCUCUUCUACCCAUUUGGGGACGAUGGCGAUGAAGGCACACUCUCUCCAACGUUCUCAGCCCUUCUGUGGAUAGCGGUUGUGAUCUGCACCUCUAUGCUAUUCUUCUUCUCCAAGCCUGUGGGUAUUCGGCCAUUCCUCGUGUCCAUAAUGCUCAGAUCUAUAUACACCAUAGGUCUUGGGCCUACAUUAAUACUUCUUGGUGCUGCCAAUCUUUGUAACAAAAUCGUAUUUCUGGUGAGUUUUGUUGGGAACCGAGGCACGUUCACCCGUGGGUACCGAGCGGUGGUCCUGGACAUGGCCUUCCUCUACCAUGUGGCGUACGUCCUGGUGUGCACACUUGGCCUCUUCGUCCACGAGUUCUUCUACAGCUUCCUGCUUUUUGAUUUGGUGUACAGAGAGGAGACUCUGCUCAAUGUCAUAAAAAGCGUCACACGGAAUGGCCGCUCUAUUAUUCUAACUGCCGUCCUGGCUCUCAUCCUGGUUUACCUGUUUUCCAUUAUCGGGUUCCUGUUUUUGAAAGAUGACUUCACAAUGGAAGUGGACAGGCUGAAAAACAGAACUCCAGCGACAGGUAACCAUGGAGUUCCUACUAUGACCUUGCCUUCCAUGAUCGGAGCUUGCACAAAGGAGAACUGCUCACCCACCAUACCAGCAAAUGCAGCUGAGGACAAGAAUGAGGAUGGUAUUGAGAGGACGUGUGACACCUUGCUCAUGUGCAUCGUCACUGUGCUGAACCAGGGCCUCAGGAACGGCGGUGGCGUGGGGGACGUGCUGAGAAGGCCAUCGAAAGAUGAACCCUUGUUUGCUGCCCGGGUGGUUUAUGACCUUCUUUUCUUUUUCAUCGUUAUCAUCAUCGUUCUUAACUUGAUUUUUGGUGUUAUCAUUGAUACCUUUGCUGAUCUCAGAAGUGAAAAACAAAAAAAAGAAGAAAUUCUUAAGACAACUUGUUUUAUCUGUGGACUUGAGAGGGACAAGUUUGAUAAUAAAACGGUUUCCUUUGAGGAGCAUAUAAAAUCAGAACACAAUAUGUGGCAUUAUCUAUACUUCAUUGUCCUUGUGAAAGUUAAAGACCCGACAGAAUACACCGGACCUGAGAGUUACGUGGCUCAAAUGAUGGUGGAGAAGAAUCUGGACUGGUUUCCUCGUAUGCGGGCCAUGUCCCUCGUAAGCAAUGAAGGCGACAGUGAGCAAAAUGAGAUUCGGAGCCUACAGGAGAAGCUAGAAUCGACCAUGAGUCUGGUCAAGCAGCUGUCCGGCCAGCUGUCGGAGCUCAAGGAGCAGAUGACAGAACAAAGGAAGAACAAGCAGAGACUGGGCUUCCUGGGAUCAAACACCCCCCACGUGAAUAAUCACAUGCCACCACACUGAUACCAUGGGGGAGCCGUGACUAGCCCUGCACCAGCGCCCUGCCUCAGCACUGAAUAAAGGACGGCGAUGGAGGGGAGUGAACAGUGCCUAUUGUUGAAAAGUUAAAAACAACCAAGUGCCAAGAUGCUGAGUGGUUUAGCUCCCAGAACAAUCUGUGACUGUGUUUCCACGGCUGAGAAGACCCAAGCUGCAAAGCAGCCGUGGAAAGCACACAUCACGGUUCCCAGUGCAACAGGAGGCAGCCAGCACUGGGCCAGAGAGGGUGGGUGAGGCAGGGCAAGGCAGGGCAGAGAAAGCAACAACCCUCAACCCACAGGACCUGCCUGUCUUGAAUGCUGACUGCAGCCUCUGUCAUUCUUGGUUGGAAUUUAUUUCUUUUAAUUGUGCACAGGUCGUGAUACAGGAACUCACACUUUGGAGACUAAGUUUUGCUAAGAAAAAUAACUGAAAAGAUUAAAAAUGAGUCAAAAAGGAAAAUGUUAAUGCUUCCAAACUGUCACGGUCACUGGGCAAUUUCUUAAUCUAUAAAAGGAAUCACAGCAGACCUACAGCUCCAGGAAUGUACUGCUUAGGAGCUGCUGCCCCUCGCCCUGACCAUGUCACUGCCUGCUUGCUUCUUCUAAAAUGCACAUGGUUCUGUCAAUGCACAGCACAAAAGAAGGUUUUCAUGUAACUUGUUAAGAAUAUGUUUUAAGUCAUGUAUAGACUAAGAGUGUAAAAGCUGUGGGGGAAAAUACCUGACAGAAAUCCCCAGGAAGAAUUCUUUAAGUACAGAUAUUUGCUACCAAAGUACACUGAGAUUAAUAAGUGAGAACUCUUCAAGGUGAGCGGAAUACUGAGCUGUGAUGGUUGCCUUGUCUGUCUUACAAACAUGGGGUGAAGAGAACAUGAUCCAUCCUUGUUUUGCCUGAGAAACUGAGGGCUUUUAUUUAUCUUAUUGAGAAAAAAUCCAAGAAAUUUAUUAAAUACCCAAGAAACUGCUGCAUUUCAGUUACACGUGUGAAACUGUGACAGUCAGGGCUUUCGGUAUACAAGAAAAUCACAAUCUCUUCCCAAGUUGUUUUAUGUUGAAUCCUGCGAUCAGAAUUUGUUGAAGGAGAAAAUAACCUGGUUUGGUCAGGUUAUCUUUAGACACUAUCCAUUUGGGACAUUAGAGCAAAAGGUGGAUGAUAAAAGCACGAGGAGAAUGUCUUUGUGGCCAGGGACCAGAGGCACAACACUGGACUCUGAGAUUGGCUUUGAACUCAUGGUUAUUGCCACCAAGAGCUACACAGGGUUUGCUGUGACAAUUUUUAAAGCUUUUGGAUUGUCCUAAUAUAGAUUUAUCUGUCAGUUCCUAAAAUUGCCAAAUCAUGGUCUUUCUGCAUAUACAGGAAAACUCAGCCAGUCCUUCAGAUAGAAAUCCCCCAACUCACCAGGUCCUGACAUCCACCGCUCAGAAAUACUAAGAACCUUUGAACGUCAUGGGCAUGCAAUGAGUAUAUGAGAAGUUUGUCACUCAGUGAUCCUCAGUUCUUUAUUAAAACUUUAUGUCAUAUUUUAGUGCUGUCCCCAGAAUUAGACUAAAGCAGCCAUUGUUUUUUGUUUUGUUUUGUUUUAAAUCCCAGGCUAUCAUUGCUGGUAGCAAUAUUAGGUAGAACUUAAACUAUUUUAAUCAGGCAGUUUUGUGGGUGAGGAAAAGAAGAGAAAGAUUGAAAAAAUAAGCAUAUUCCCAUAUAGGAAACUGUCUGUACUCCAGUACAGAACGGAGUAUUUCUGAUGUCUGAAAAGUCCAGAGAAUGAAGUAAUGUGUACAGAUGUGAGCAACCCAUCUUUCCAGUGACAGACUAUCUGAUCUUGCUGACACCGUGAUAGCUCAUUCUAUAGAGGAUAAGUCACUGGGGACAGAAAUGUUGUCUGGAAGUGACUUAACAUCUCUAGCCAGUGUGCAGGCAGUAUUUGACAGCAUUUUUUUCCUGUGGGAAAAUGUUCCAAAGACAUUGCAACUGA
Castor canadensis (American beaver) is the source of this 8841-nucleotide messenger RNA. The record is from RefSeq and is a predicted model, not a curated record. Lineage: Eukaryota; Metazoa; Chordata; Mammalia; Rodentia; Castoridae.